Messenger RNA from Colletotrichum acutatum, 813 nucleotides. Its product is annotated as LicD family-domain-containing protein. The transcript has 3 exons. NCBI's taxonomy places the organism in Eukaryota, Fungi, Ascomycota, Sordariomycetes, Glomerellales, Glomerellaceae. The record is from RefSeq and is a predicted model, not a curated record. The coding region runs from base 1 to 813 and encodes 270 amino acids.
AUGCAAAUCGGACGCCUCCUUUCGACGAUCGUCGUUGGUCUCACCAUCGCGCAAGCCACACCGAUCCAAGACAAGACUUCAGCCUCAACCCCUGAUGUGGAAGAGCGCAAGGAAUCGCGGGGCAAGGCACCCAAGUACUUUCAGGAAUCAGACUUCUCAAUCCACUACGACGCCCGCUUCGCCACAAAACCCCUCAACGAAACAGCCCAGCGCGAAGCCGUCCAGGUCCUGAUCCAGACCUACCUCGCCACCCUCCGCGACCUCGGCGUCCAGACCUGGCUCAUGCACGGCUCCCUCCUGGGCUGGUGGUGGAACAAGCAGACGCUCCCCUGGGACUCGGACGCCGACGUCCAAGUCACCGAGAACGGCAUCAACUUCCUCGCCGCCUACUACAACAUGACGACCUGGUACUACAAGUACCCGUCCGUCCCGCAGGGCCGCUACUUCCAGCUCGAGGUGAACCCCAACUACGUCCGCCGGGGGCAGGACAGCUUUGACGAGGACAACGUCAUUGACGCCCGCUGGAUCGACAUGGAUAAUGGCCUGUUUAUCGACAUCACUGCCGUUCGCUAUGUCGAGGAUCACCCCGAGGGCGACGGCGUGUUGGCGACCAAGAAUGGCCACGAGUUCCGCGAUACGUUCCUGUAUCCCUUGCUUGAUACCACUUUUGAGGGUGUCAAGGCCAAGAUCCCUUACAAGUACAAGGAGAUGCUCAUCUCCGAGUACGGAGAGAAGGCUUUGACAAACCAAGAGUUCAUGAACCAUAAGUUUGUUGACAGCAAGAUGGAAUGGGUUCCCACCGAUGAACUCUGA